AAUUCAUAUUUCCACUUCAUAUCCCUUAGUUCGUUAGAGCUAACUUCUUGAAAUGACGAUACUACCCUCCAAAACUUUCUACAUAAUACUAAAUUCAAGGUCAAUAGUGUCAAAUAACUGAAUUGCAAUUCUGUUACAGUUGAACACAAACGGUUUUUAAUUUUCUUUUUUCCCAAAAUACCCCUCCCCUGUUCCGAGAAAUCUUUCAAUUAUAUAUACAUGAAGUGAUAUCAGUUUCCAUUAUAGCAAGCUCAUAAUUUCUCUCUCUAUAAUUUUACUCUUUCUCUCUCUAGAAUUAGCUGUAUACUCAGUUCGGUUCGACCUGCUUGUUGCUGCUUCGUCAGCAACUUGCAGAAAAUCGGCCGCGUAUACGAAAAUGCACAGAGAAAUCUCAACCGCCGCCGGCCACGGUGGCGCGUUCAGCUAUGACAACGAACUCAGCCAGCCUACCGCCUUCGAUCUAUCUUCACUUUACUCGUCAAUGUUGCUCCAUCCUACCGGACUUUUACUCGAUGACAGUCAAAACUCAACGGAGACUACAGUGACGCCAGUACUAACACCACGGUUUCGUCAAAGUCAGAGCUCUAAUCAAUUGCUUAUUGAUCAGCAUUAUCAACAAGAUCUAAUGGACCGUCAUAACAGAGUGUUAUCUCAGUUACUUGAAACAGAGAAGAAAACUCUAGCUCUUCGUCAAGAGAAUAUCAAUUUGAAAAUGGCGAAUUUCAAUUUGAACAAUAGACUUUCCUCGCUGUUGAGUGAUUAUGGACCUUCAUCUGGUUUGGGCCUGGAUAAUGGGCUGCUGAGAGACUAUGGGCCUUCAUCAGGUUUGGGCCUGAAUAAUGGGCUGAGGAGGAUGCAUGUUGGUCUUGAAGAGGAGAUGUCCAGUGAUGGGCAUUCAUGGGAAGACGUAGUUGCGGAUCGUCAUCUGAGCCCAACAAGCGUGAUGGAUUCGGGUCGGGUAGAAGGCGUGGAUCGGAUACUAUUGCCCAAGAGUAUAUCAGUACGUUCUAGUGGUUACUUGAAAACAAUUCAUGCAGCUGGUGGAAGUAGUAAGCAGCAGAAUCGAGCCAAAGCAUCAUCAGUCAACACAGCGCAAAGGGUAUAUGUGAAAGGAGGAAAUGAGAAGGAAGAGCAACCACUUGAAUUAGAUGUGUACAAUCAAGGCAUGUUCAAGACUGAACUCUGCAACAAAUGGCAAGAAACAGCAGCAUGCCCCUAUGGAGACAACUGCCAAUUUGCUCAUGGCAUUGAGGAACUUCGUCCUGUCCUACGCCACCCACGCUACAAGACUGAGGUAUGCCGUAUGGUCCUUAAUGGUGAUCCUUGUCCUUACGGCCAUCGCUGCCAUUUCCGCCACACACUCACUGACCAAGAGAAACUCAUGAGAUCACUCAACACUACAAGUUCUCUGUCUCUCAAGCCUUAAUUUGACACACACUUUAAAAUGAUAAUAACUUGAUGAUAAAUUGAAAGAUCUGUUUAUAACUAAGUAAAAUAAUUGGAACACCUGUGAAAAAGAGUGACUGCAAAUUGAGAAUUAAAUUGACUUUUUAAGUAAAAGAAUAAUUGCAUCACAAGUGCUCAAGAGGAGGAUGUCUGAGAUAAAGAGAGUGGCUUGAUUGCAUGGAAGGUGGUGAAAUGGUUAAGGGCUCAUUAUGUUCUUGUAAUUCUGUUUACGUUAAUGUGGUACAUUUGUUGAUACGUUAUGAUACUUCUGUCGAAAUGUUUGUUUUGUUUUGUCUCUUCCAAAGCUAGUUAAAGACUCCUUUAGUGAUGAUUAAUUCCUCCAACCAUAUGUCUUUGAUUGUAAUUCAAAUGUUUAAUACAGACUCCACUGGAA
Capsicum annuum is the source of this 1840-nucleotide messenger RNA. RefSeq names its product zinc finger CCCH domain-containing protein 15. Gene Ontology annotation, molecular function: metal ion binding; mRNA binding. The record is from RefSeq and is a predicted model, not a curated record. The transcript is spliced from 3 exons. NCBI's taxonomy places the organism in Eukaryota, Viridiplantae, Streptophyta, Magnoliopsida, Solanales, Solanaceae. Bases 377 to 1426 code for a protein of 349 amino acids.